Messenger RNA from Octodon degus (degu), 1485 nucleotides. RefSeq names its product chromosome unknown C16orf58 homolog (gene Rusf1). The transcript has 13 exons. Bases 73 to 1467 code for a protein of 464 amino acids. Lineage: Eukaryota; Metazoa; Chordata; Mammalia; Rodentia; Octodontidae. The record is from RefSeq and is a predicted model, not a curated record.
CCAUCGCCGAGCCGGAAACACGGCUCGGUCGUUUUUUUUUUUCUCGGCAGCACUCGAGCGGAAAGCUCCGCGAUGGCCGGCGCGACGGGGAGGGCGGCCGCGCUGUGCUCCGAGCGGUUCGGCUCCGGGACGGCGCGGGGCUGCGGCGCAGCGGCGGACGGCAGCCUGCGGUGGGAGGCGGAGGCCGCGUCGUGGUGGCGCAUCUCCCAGGCCUUCCCCGCGAAGCCCGACGGGCGCGGCGCAGGGGCGUCCGCGGCGGCCGCGCCGCUCUCGGGCCUCAAGGCCGUCUUGCUGCCGCAAGGCUUCCCCGACAGCGUCAGCGCGGACUACCUGCCGUACCAGCUGUGGGACUCGGUGCAGGCCUUCGCUUCCAGCCUCUCCGGCGCCCUGGCCACCCACGCGGUCAUGCUGGGCUUGGGGGUGGGGAACGCAGACGCCUCCCUGGCAGCCGCCACGGCCACCUGGCUUGUGAAAGAUUCAACUGGCAUGCUGGGCCGCAUCAUCUUUGCGUGGUGGAAAGGGAGCAAACUGGACUGUAAUGCAAAGCAGUGGAGACUUUUUGCUGACAUCCUCAAUGAUGCAGCCAUGUUCCUAGAGAUUGUGGCUCCUGCCCUGCCAUUCUGCUUCACUGUGACCAUCAGCAUCAGCAACUUGGCCAAGUGCAUUGUGAGUGUGGCCGGCGGGGCCACUCGGGCUGCACUGACUGUGCACCAGGCCCGGAGAAACAACAUGGCUGAUGUGGCAGCCAAGGACGGCAGCCAGGAGACAUUGGUGAACCUCGCCGGGCUCUUGGUCAGCCUCGUGAUGCUUCCUCUGGUGUCUGGCAGCCCGAGCUUCAGCCUUGGGUGUUUCUUCCUCCUCACUGCCCUCCACAUCUAUGCCAACUACCGGGCAGUCCAUGCGCUCGUCAUGGAGACCCUGAAUGAGAACCGGCUCCAGCUGCUCUUGAGGCACUUUCUGCAAAAGGGAGAGAUCCUGGACACCACUUCAGCCAAUCGGAUGGAGCCGCUCUGGACAGGGUUUUGGCCAUCUUUGUCUCUGUCGCUAGGGGUUCCUUUACAUCGUGUGAUCUCCAGUGUCUCAGAGCUGCAGCAGCUGGUUGAGGGGCACCAAGAACUCUAUCUCCUCUGUUGGAACCAGUCUCGAAACCAGGUGCAGGUGGUUUUGAGUGAGAUGGCAGGCCCUGAGGCUGUCCUAAAGGCUGCCACCCACGGGCUGCUACUUGGAGCCCUGCAGGAAGAUGGGCCUCUUCCAUGCGAACUGGAGGAACUGAGGAACCGGUUGCGGGCGGGUCCUGAGGAGGACAGCGGGGCCAUCGUCAGGGAGACCUAUCGGGUGCUGGACAAGCUGUUCCCACCCUUUUUGGAAGGACUGCAGGCUACUGGCUGGCAGACAGAGAAGCACCAGCUCGAGGUGGAUGAGUGGAGAGCCACGUGGCUGCUGUCUCCGGAGAAAAAGGACUUAUGAGGGGCCCAGGGGGGCCCA